UGUCCGUUUCCCGGAGCGUAUUUAGCUGCUUAUAUUAGUGGAAUCGGAUUUAUCUUGUAGCCCAACUGCUCGCUUCUCUCUUCGGGCCGUUAGGAGCCGUUCUUCGGGGUCAGGGUUCAGUUAACCGGCCGGAAGUUCAGCUAAAUCUGGAGAAUCGCUGAUCGGCUCAGAGAAACUCCUGAAAUGUCUUCUGGAGAAGACAGAGCCAAGGAAAUACUGAAGGGCUUCAGACUAAACUGGAUGAAUCUGCGCGAUGCAGAGACUGGGAAGGUGCUGUGGCAGGGAACCGAGGACCUGUCGGUGCCAGGCGUGGAGCAUGAAGCCCGCGUACCAAAGAAGAUCCUGAAGUGCAAAGCCGUUUCCAGGGAGCUGAACUUCUCGUCUGCUGAGCAGCUGGAGAAGUUCCGUCUGGAGCAGAAGGUGUUCUUCAAAGGACAGUGUCUAGAAGAAUGGUUCUUUGAGUUCGGCUUCGUCAUCCCAAACUCCACCAACACGUGGCAGUCCCUGAUAGAAGCGGCGCCAGAGUCCCAGAUGAUGCCCGCCAACGUUUUAACGGGCAACGUGAUCAUAGAGACCAAGUUCUUCGAUAACGACCUUCACGUCAGCACCUCCAGGGUCCGGCUGUUCUACAUCUGACCCUCCAGCCUGCUGACGUCCUGCCAACAAACAAACGUCCAGGGUUAGCUGCAGGUCCACGGCCGCCCCGGAUCUCCAGCUGCCUCCACCAGCUCUCUCCCAUGUAGACCUCAGCUGGUCUGUGAUCCCAGCUCAGGAAUAGAUGUCCAUGUUUCCUCAGGAACGCAGAGAACGUAGCCGUCCCCGUUCUAGUCCAGCCUGGGCUCCAACCUGGGUCCACCUAGAUCAGACUCUAGCUUCAGGUCCAGUAGAGCAGAUCUACUGGUUCUGAACUGGGUGGAGCUGGGCUGGAUGCCGGAUAACCGGGCUUGGUUCUGGAGCUUCUGAUGGGUUAGCGGUUCUGAUGGCGGUAGUGGGCGGGACGUUCACCAGCAGACCACUAGUUAUCUCUGCUCCUUGGCUUCCAGGUCAAAGGUUAACUUCUUCCUUCCUGACGUAGACGAUGCGGCGACCUUUUUGGAUCUAGCUUUGUGUGUCAUUAAUGUGGUGACUUCAGCCCGGUUCUGUUGCUGCGGCUAGUUUGGACCUUCGGACCCGUGUUUGUUUCUUUAGCCUCUGAAGGACUGGUGUAAAAUAGCCGUGUGUUUUAAUCUGACUGGAUUAAAAUGCUCCCAUGUUGGAAUAACCUGCUGUGUGUUUCCUGACUGAUGGUGGGUCUGAAAGGUUCAGGACGUCCUGUCGGCGUCCCGCUGCUCCAGGUGACCUUUAACCCCUCCUGGAGCUCCGUCCUCCAGGUGGAGGCGUCUCCUGGCUGCUGAGCUCGCCGAUGUGCUGCAGCAGAAGGUCAAACGGAAACGCCUCGCCUUCCUGAUGAGGCGCGGCGCAGCUUAGCUUUCAUCUCCGUUAGCCUGCAGCAGACGGAGCCAGAAGCUCCGCCUCCAUGGCGUCUAACCACCACAGUCUGGGUUCGGUACCGAGCUAAUGAUGAUAAAGGUUAAUCGUUCAGGAUCUAUUGAGGAACAUCUCCUCCUGUGAUGCUCCUCUGCUGACGGUUCUGGCUCCUCCCCCUGCGGAGCAGCCGCCCGCCGACCCAAAGCAGCUAAAAUAAAAUCCUCUUCAGUUCCUUCUAAAUGUAGAGAAAGGAUCAAAUAUUCUCUAUUUAAAGACCAACCAGUUACUUCCUGUUUCACACGUUUAAUCUCAGUCAGAAAACACGUCCCUCAUUCUCA
Molecule: messenger RNA, 1805 nt
Organism: Cyprinodon variegatus (sheepshead minnow)
Lineage: Eukaryota; Metazoa; Chordata; Actinopteri; Cyprinodontiformes; Cyprinodontidae
Gene: pde6d
Product: phosphodiesterase 6D
Exons: 5
Coding region: 184-636 (150 amino acids)
Biological process (GO): sensory perception of light stimulus
Cellular component (GO): cytoplasm
Source: RefSeq, a predicted model, not a curated record